AUGUGGUUAGAUAUCAAUGACCAGUUCAAGCAGAGUGAUGGACCGAGGACUGCAGAGAUAAAGCAGCAAAUCUUCGCUGAGACUCAGGGUUCUCAAUCGGUGAGUGAUUAUUAUACGAAGCUGAAGCAGCUUUGGGAGGAGUUGAAGAACCAUGAGAGUCCAUACACAUGCUGCUGUAACCGUAUGAGUUGUGACAGCUUGAAGAGGAUCAUUGAACCUGAGGAGCAAGAUCACAUUUUGAAGUUUCUAACCGGCCUCAAUGACACUUUCACAGCAACUAGAGGACAAAUAUUGAUGAUGGAGCCACGGCCUAAUAUCUCCAAGGUGUUUAACCUUGUUUGCCAGGAGGAAAGGCAAAGGUCAAUGAAGAGUACCAGCACUGUUGCUUUCAAUGUCUCUCAGACAACUCCUGAUGCGACUCUUGUGGCAGCUUACAACGCUGGUUAUAACAAGAAUAGGUCCCGGCCCAUCUGUUCUCACUGUGGCUUGGCAGGACACACUAUUAACAAGUGCUAUAAACUUCAUGGUUAUCCACAAGGAUAUAAACCUCGACAACAGAUUCAGGGUUCAACUCAAGCUCCUCAAAGAUCGAAUCAGUCAUGGCCACCUCGCAAGGAUAAUGUGGCUAAUAUGGUUCUACAGGAUACUGGAGGUAUAUCAAUGCACAAUCAACAGGGAGUUCACUUGGGAACAGUCACACAGGAACAAGUCCAUCAGCUUCUAAAUGUCUUGAGUACUCAACAUACUCCUCGUGUAGACAGUCUUUCUCAGAUCUCCGGCAGUACUAUUUCUCUAUCUGAUGGCACAGCUUCUACCUCUAAACCACAACCUCACCUUAUUGCACACACUCUUUCUGAUCACCCACCUUCAGAAACUAACUCAAUUAGUGAUACAAUCGUCACGUUACAUGAUGGAACUCGUAUUCCUGUUACACGACUAACUUUGAUUGAUGAGCGUAUUCCGGGUUGCAUGAUUGGGAAGGGUAACCUCCGCAACAAUCUCUAUGUACUGGAUACUCCUGCUUUGUCUUCCCCUGUUUAA
Brassica napus (rape) is the source of this 1041-nucleotide messenger RNA. RefSeq lists its product as uncharacterized. The record is from RefSeq and is a predicted model, not a curated record. The transcript has 3 exons. Bases 1 to 1041 code for a protein of 346 amino acids. NCBI's taxonomy places the organism in Eukaryota, Viridiplantae, Streptophyta, Magnoliopsida, Brassicales, Brassicaceae.